Molecule: messenger RNA, 636 nt
Organism: Emys orbicularis (European pond turtle)
Lineage: Eukaryota; Metazoa; Chordata; Testudines; Emydidae
Product: pulmonary surfactant-associated protein C-like
Exons: 6
Coding region: 1-636 (211 amino acids)
Biological process (GO): respiratory gaseous exchange by respiratory system
Cellular component (GO): extracellular region; alveolar lamellar body
Source: RefSeq, a predicted model, not a curated record
AUGGACUCCAAAGAUAGCACCAAGCCCACCAUGCCUGCAGAGCCACCUGCAUACAGGUUUAUGCCUGCAGUGCCCAAGAACCGGAAGGAGAUCAUCCUCAUCUCCGUGGUGGUGGUCCUCUUGGCCAUUAUCAUCACUGGAGCCAUUCUGAUUGGAGUUUACAUGACUCAGAAACACACUGAAAAGAUCAUCCAAAUCACCAGCAGUGGAAGCAACGGGGAAGUGACUGAGCAGAUGAUGAUGGUGAGCAGCCAGGAGAACGUGGCUGCCUUUCACAUCGAGGGCAACACAACCUCAGCGACUGUCGUGUAUGACUAUAAACACAGUCUCAUUGGCUUCCGGGUUCAGGACAGAAGGAAAUGUUUGGUUGUGAAGAUGGAUAAGGUCGCCAUACCCAGCCUGGCCGAAAUUACUCAGAGAAUUGAGAACUUCACCACACAGCAGGUCCCAGGAGACAACAGCAUGUCUUACAGCUUCCGCGAGAGGCAGCUGGCCGACCGCACGACCCUGGGCACCUCUCUGAACCUCCUAUGCAGCGAUGUCCCCAUCUACUGGGCUGAGGACAUGCAAAAAGAGCGGCGUGGAAGGAGGCUCUGUGUGGGGAUCUAUGCAUUUAGUGUUUGCUAUAAUUUUUAA